Messenger RNA from Rhododendron vialii, 5162 nucleotides. RefSeq lists its product as uncharacterized. Lineage: Eukaryota; Viridiplantae; Streptophyta; Magnoliopsida; Ericales; Ericaceae. The transcript is spliced from 3 exons. The record is from RefSeq and is a predicted model, not a curated record. Gene Ontology annotation, biological process: DNA integration. Gene Ontology annotation, molecular function: nucleic acid binding; RNA-DNA hybrid ribonuclease activity. Bases 2132 to 4561 code for a protein of 809 amino acids.
UUAUUUAACCAUACAAAGCAAAGGAAUAAAUUAGGAACUAAAAUAAAAAGAGAACGGAACUUCUGUACUGGUCCUCCACACUGACGGACGCGCCGUUCGCCGGAAGACUCCAUUGCGGAGCUUCCUUUUCCUCUCUUCUGGUGCAAGAACUGUGAAGUGAGGUGACGUGUGUAAAGUGACCGCUACUUCUUUUUGGUUCAGAUAGACAUCAAGUUGUGGACUGAAUGGGGUGCUAGAAUAACCGUGCAGAAUCGUGUGUAGCCUAAUGGUUUGUAAUUAUUAUACUUGUACACCUAGGAGCUCUGGGAUUAUGUUAUUUAUUCUACGCUUCCGCAUACUUGAAUUCUAUUGCUUAAAAUGACGCCGAUGUUAGAAAUCCCUAAACUAGAAUAUGAGCCGGCCUUCGGCGGUUUAACACCCGCUUGGCCGGUCACGACUUCCAGGGUCGGUUUUAGGUCGUGACAUUGACGUUCGGCAAAAUCCACUUCCUCCACCUCCCCCUCUUAUCGGCAAUCUCGUAAGCGUUAUACAAGGGCUAGUUUUCGAAGGAAGAGCGGCCGAGCUUCGUUCAGAAAUCGACAGAGCUGUCACCUCUCUAUCUGUCUGCAACGUGGGUGCUUCAGGAAAGCGAAAGUGGGAGGAUCCGAGCUCCGGCAGCGCCAUAACUUUUUCUUCCAACGACUUAAAAGGAGUGCAGCUUCCACACGCGGAUGCCCUCGUUGUUACUGUUGCUAUUGAAAAAUCAACCGUACAACGGGUAUUGAUAGAUCAGGGAAGCUCGGCCGAUGUCAUGUUUUUCUCCACUUACCAGAGCCUCGGACUAUCUCCCGCUCAACUUCAAACGGCGUCAACUCCCCUUGUCAGCUUUACGGGAGCCCCGGUGUGGCCACUCGGCCUGAUUACCCUCCCUGUGCGAGCUGGAUCACGCGUCCUGGAGAUCGAAUUUGUGGUGGUCGCUUCGCCAAGUCCGUACAACGUCAUUCUUGGCCGAACCUGGCUACACGAAAUGCAGGCGGUUGCUUCAACCUAUCACCAGGUGGUAAAAUUCGUCGGAUGGAACGGACGUCAGGAGAGCAUCCGAGGCGAUCAAAUCCAAUCCAAGAAAUGCUACAUCAGCACUGUAACGAACAAACAGAGCUGUAUGGAGGUACAAUGCAUGGCUGCCGCUCCUACCCCAAUAAUUGAGGAUGUUGGUGUACUUGCCGAACAGAGGUCAACCGAGGAGCUAAUACGUUUCUCCAUUCCUGGGGAAGAGGAAAGAUAUUUUUUGAUCGGGAGUUCAUUAAGCACUGUCGAACGUGAGGAGAUGUACCAAUUCUUGAUGAGAAACAUAGAGGUCUUUGCUUGGACUCCACAAGACAUGCCGGGCGUGGAUCCUUCGUUCGCCAUGCACUCAUUGAAUGUAGAUCCGAAUAGGCGACCGGUUGUGCAAAAAGUCCGACGCUCGUCGGUCGCGCAUACCGAAGCUGUGAUUGCAGAGGUGAAUCAACUAUUGGAAGCUGGCGUCAUUCGGGAAGUGCUAUAUCCCACCUGGCUUGCCAACCCGGUGGUUGUCCCGAAGAAAAAUGGGAAACUAAGGGUUUGUGUCGAUUACACGAACCUCAAUGAUGCCUGCCCUAUGGAUCGAUUUCCACUUCCUCGGAUUGAACAGAUGGUAGAUGCAACGGCAGGAUGUGAACGCUUGAGCUUCAUGGAUGCGUAUCGGGGCUAUCAUCAAAUAGCUUUGGAUCCGGAAGAUCAGGAAAAGACGGCCUUCAUCUCGCCUCGGGGAACCUUCUGCUACAAGGUUGUCCUGUUCGGCCUGAAGAAUGCAGGCGCCACCUUCCAACGCUUCAUCACGAAGAUGUUUCCUGGCAUGCUCGGCGUAAAAGUAGAAGCUUAUAUUGACGAUUUGGUUUGCAGAAGCAUAUUCGCUCGGGAUCACCUUCGAGAUCUGGGAGAGGUCUUUGCUAUCCUAAAACAUAGGAAGCUACGUCUCAAUGCCGAGAAGUGUGCGUUCGGAGUUAGCUCGGGGAAAUUCCUAGGGUACAUGGUGAGUCGCUGAGGAAUCGAAGCUGACCCUACCCAAAUUUUGGCUGUGUAGAGGCUCCGAGCUCCGACGACAAUUAAAGAGGUACAGCGGCUCACGGGGAUGGUUGCUGCCUUGAACCGUUUCAUUCGACGUUCGAGUGAUCUCUGCCGCCCAUUCUUCCGAGCAAUCACAACAAGCCGACGCAGAUUUGUAUGGACAGAGGAGUGCGAGCAGGCUCUGCAGUCUUUAAAGCAAUGCCUAUCUCACGCUCCUUUGCUUGUCAAGCCCCUGCCCGAUGAAGAUCUAUAUCUUUACCUUGCUGUUUCCGACCAUGCAACGAGUGCGGUUCUUGUUCGGAGAGAGGGGAUGGACCAUCAACCGAUCUUCUAUUCCAGUAAAACGAUGACGGAUUCUCAGACGAGGUAUCUGCCUAUGGAAAAGUUAGCAUUGGCUCUCGUUUCUGCUAAAACGAGCCUCUUGCCCUACUUUCAAUCCCAUAGGAUUGUGGUCCUCACUGAGUUUCCUCUCAAAGCUGUUCUUCGGAAAACGGACACGUCGAGCCGGAUUUUGAAGUUCUCUCAAGACUUGGCCAACUUCGACAUCCAAUUCGAGCCUCGGACAGCUAUCAAAGGGCAAGUCCUGGCCGACUUCUUUGCCGAACUCACUCCCGGCUUACAAGACGAGGCCAAUGCCCUGGCAACUGCCGCUGAAGAAGCUCGGAUUCAAGAAGAAGAGGUUUUGGAAGGGCCGUCCAGCUGUCGUACCGAACCAUUACGUGCUCGGUAUUCCCUCGGGCGCAAGAAACCCAAACGACAAUGGAAGCUCUUCUCCGGCGACGCUUGGCGACUGACCGUCGAUGGAGCUUCUAAUGUUCAUGGAGCUGGUGCAGGCAUCGUCCUUGUGUCACCCAGCGGGACUGUUCAUGAAAGCGUGGUUUCGAUUGGGUACACGGCGACGAACAACGAGGCGGAAUAUGAAGCUCUAAUUGCAGGCCUCCAACUUGCUCUUCGGCUGGAUGCAGAUUCGGUUCAUGUCUUUUGUAACUCUCAGCUCAUUGUGGGGCAUUUAAACGAUGAUUAUCAAGCCAAGGAUCAACGUAUGAAUGCUUACGUGAGCCACGUCUUAGCUUUGUUCGGAAGAUUUGGACGCGUAGAAGUGGAGUGGAUCGCUCGGGAGCAUAACGCCCAUGCUGACGCCCUUGCAGGUCUUGCUUCAGUCUACAAGACCUCGGGCAGUCACACCAUCACCUUUGACGAGGUCCCCAAACCAAGCUUCGAAAAGCCGUGUGAACAGGUUAUGGCCAUCACCCUCGGCCCAAGCCAGCUGGAUUCUGUGGUUGCUUACCUAAAGAAGCAAGUGCUACCGACGAACAAGCGCGAAGCGUACAAAAUCCGUUGCCGAGCCGCCAAUUUUUUCCUGGGACCGAACGACAAUCUCUACCGACGAACUUUCACUGGCCCCGAUCUGCGUGUCGUCCACGACGACCUUGUGCCAGCCGUUCUGGAAGAACUUCAUUCGGGUAGCUGUGGGGCUCACUCAGGAGGACGGUCCCUGGCACUGCGUGCCCUGACACAAGGCUAUUGGUGGCCGAAGAUGGUCAAACAAUCCGAAGAAUACGUGAAGCUCUGUGUUCGGUGCCAAAAGCAAGCAUCUCUCAUCCACCAACUUGCAUUUCCCCUUAAAAUGAUCACUAGUCCGUGGCCGUUCGCGGUUUGGGCUUUUGACAUAGUUGACAAGAUGCCGAAGGCGCCUGGAGGAUUUGAGUACAUGCUCACUGCCACAGAUUUGUUUACCAAGUGGGUAGAAGCUUCCCCCAUGAUCAAGACCACCGCCGGGGACGUGGAACGCUUUAUUUGGAAGCACAUCAUCUCCAGGUUCGGCGUACCGUACGCCAUCCUUUCUGAUAAUGGCUCCCAAUUUGUUGCCUCCGCUCUCAAAGCUUUUUAUGCGAAGCGCCACAUUACCAUCCAAAAUUCCUCGGUGGCAUAUCCUCAAGGUAAUGGACAAGCCGAAGCAUCGAACAAGUCAAUCACUCGGGGGCUGAAGCGCCGUCUGGAUCGGAAGCUCGGUAAGUGGGUGGAAGAGCUUCCACACGUCUUGUGGGCCUAUCGAACAACACCUCGGCGGUCCACCGGCCGUACUCCGUUUGCUAUGGCCUACGGUAUGGAGGCUGUCCUCCCUUUAUCUACUGUGAUCCCUAUAGCCCGGACGGAGAAUUUUAACCCUGUAGACAACAAUGCUCUUGUGGGUGCCGAGUUAGAUUUAGCCGAAGAACUACGUGACAAUGCUAACCUUCGGCACGCCGCGUACCAGCAAGAAGUUGCAAGGGGCUACAACCGCAAUGUUCGUGCUCGACCAUUCAACGUCGGGGACUUAGUCCUUCGGAUGGUUACCGAAGCGACAAGGUUGACCAAGCUGAAGGAUCCCUAUGAAGGCCCUUACCGAGUGAUGGAGAAGAUCGGGCAUGGUGUCUACAAGCUUGCUGAGAUGGAUGGAACUCCAAUCGCCAAUCCAUGGAAUGCACAAAAACUAAGAAAAUUCCAUGGCUAGUGUUGGCAUUUCCCAUUUGACCUCUUAUGCUUUAUUUUUAUUCUUGUACAUGGGGUAUUUCAUCUAGCCCCGGUAACAUCUUUUGUUCGGGUGAAAUUCUCGAAGCCCAUGAUAAUUUGUGUGUUCGGGUGAAAUUCUCGAAGCCCAUGCUAAUUCGAUUGUUCGGUUUAAAUUCUCGAAGCCCAUGAUAAUUUGUUUGUUCGGGUGAAAUUCUCGAAGCCAUUUGUUUGUUCGGGUGAAACUCUCGAAACCCAUGAUCACUUUUUCGGUUCAGUUUUCCCAUCCUACUGCCUUAUUCUAUUCCUCCAGUAAUACAAUAGGACAGGGGGCUACUAUAUGGGUAAACCUGAGUUCAUCUCUUAGUGACUUCAAAAUCACAUAAACAGUCCUUCCGAAUGAAAAGACUUCGAAAAUUUCUGGGUUAUGAUGUAUAUACCGAAUAAAAAGACUUGGCAAAUAUUUAUAUACUUGGAAACAACAUCCAUACCGAACGAAUAGACGAUUGUCAUUCAAAAAGAAAUUCUCCAACAUGUCUUAGUUACAUCCAAUGGUUGGCAGGGUUCCCAUUGUUCGGAGCCAACCAUAUUCAAAAAAAAAAAAA